AUGGAAAAGGUUACUCGACUCAAUACUCGCCACACGCUAACAAGGCUGGGGUUUGCUCGCCGGAAGAUGGUAACAUCAUGGAACAAGGUGAAACACGAUGUUCACAUGGUAGUCACGCCAAAGGUCAUGAAAGAAGCUCGACGGCACUUCAACUGUUCAACCUUGGAAGGAGCGGAAAUUGAAAAUCAGGGUGGUGGGGGUACGGUUAGCAACCAUUGGGAGAAACGUGUCUUCGAGAAUGAGUUAAUGUCUGGUGUGACUACUCAAGUGUUCGCCCUAUCUCGUAUGCCCAAGGCCGAAGACAUGGAGUGGGGAAAGAAUCUCGGUUGCGCUUUCGCCACGAAAAGUUGCUUGACAUGGAUUAGGAUGAACCCAACAAAUCCCUACCCAUUUUGCACGAUACACUAUGAACCUAGGUAA
This is a messenger RNA of Haemonchus placei, 420 nucleotides long. The record is from the annotation of a GenBank genome assembly. NCBI's taxonomy places the organism in Eukaryota, Metazoa, Nematoda, Chromadorea, Rhabditida, Trichostrongylidae.